Molecule: messenger RNA, 738 nt
Organism: Eruca vesicaria subsp. sativa (arugula)
Lineage: Eukaryota; Viridiplantae; Streptophyta; Magnoliopsida; Brassicales; Brassicaceae
Source: the annotation of a GenBank genome assembly
AUGGAAAGAAAGAGACCACUACUUCGCCUCUGGACCGCCGGCGCGAACACAGUGGUCUCUGAUCACACUCGAAAUUAUGUAUAUACUUAUCAUAUUUUUACCCUGCUCGGUAGUUCCGUAGCAGGUUUUUUUGGACGUUUUCUAGGAUCAGAAGGAAGCGCUAUUCUGACAACUACGUGCGUUUCAUUCUUCGCACUAGUGGUAUGCCUAUUUUUAUUUAGAAUUUAUUACUUUCGUUUGAAAGGACCACUGAGGGGGAUUAAAAAACUGAUUCAACGAGAUAUAGAUAUGUCCCCAUUAAGAUUUCAAACUUGUCGUCUACUUUCAGGAAAUGUUCGGAACAGAGAACUGACAAUAAUACAACGUCGCAUUCUCCGAAGAUUGAGGAACAGGAAGAGAUCUAUUAAGAAGAGAAAGAUUUAUCCGAAAAAACAUCUUACCAGUUACAUACAAUUACAAACUACACGAAAGUUGCCCCUUUUUCAUGGGGAUUUACCCAUCACAGAGAUGCACAGAGGAACAAAACGAACUUCAUAUAUCCCUUUUCCACUCAAUCAAGAAACAAGAUUUGACGUUAUUCCGCUUCGUCUCCAUUUUCUUGAAACUAUUCCUCAAGCAAGGCAGCCGAUAAGUCAUCGAAAGGUUUCUGUGAAUAAAGGAAUGGUAAGCAUUACUCAUUUGAAACUUUCCCAUGGUGAUAUAAUAUUUUUUCAAGAAAAUAACGCGGUGAAGAAAUAA